Molecule: messenger RNA, 667 nt
Organism: Hydractinia symbiolongicarpus
Lineage: Eukaryota; Metazoa; Cnidaria; Hydrozoa; Anthoathecata; Hydractiniidae
Exons: 2
Coding region: 152-637 (161 amino acids)
Source: RefSeq, a predicted model, not a curated record
UACAUUUGGAUUAUCGAGUGCUUUAAAUGCAUUAUUGAUACCGUGGAGAAAGAAAGAAAACACGCACACACACAUCCGAUGAAAUAGUCGAAUAAGUCAUAAAUCAAGCUCAUUCCAUCUCUAGCCAAACUUUGGUGUAAAAUCAUACAGAAUGCAGAUGAAAGGUUGGAAUUUGACUUCAGUUUUGUUGCUGUUGCCUGUCCUGAAUUGUACAAUACUCAGAUUACCAGAUUGUGGUAAAUUCGAUGGAGCUUGGACGAAAUUCUAUCCAGGAAAAGUCUUACGAAAAAGUAAACAUUCGCUUGUUCAUCAUGUUACCUUUGAACAGUGUGUUGAAAAAUGUAUGUUCUAUCCUAAAUGUAAAAGUAUCAGUUUAAAAGACGAGGAAAAGAUGUGUAUGAUACAUCACAGCCGACAUAAUGAAAAUGGAACAAACCUGGAAGUGGAGAAAGGCUGGACUCAUGUUGAAACAGAUGAUACUUUAAGAAAUCUUGGUGCUUACUGUCAAGUAAACCAACCAUGUCAACAUGGGAGAUGUAAAGAUACAUGCGAGCCAAAACAAUAUAAGUGUCAGUGCGACAGUAAGAACAUAUUACUCCUUCUAACCAUGUCUUUUUCUGUAAAUUUGCGAAUGUGAUGUGACUAUUUAACCUUGUAGUAAUGUAGG